Temnothorax curvispinosus is the source of this 1432-nucleotide messenger RNA. RefSeq names its product ras-related protein Rab-32-like. Gene Ontology annotation, molecular function: GTP binding; GTPase activity. Gene Ontology annotation, cellular component: Golgi membrane; trans-Golgi network; Golgi apparatus. Bases 259 to 942 code for a protein of 227 amino acids. The transcript has 6 exons. Gene Ontology annotation, biological process: vesicle-mediated transport. Lineage: Eukaryota; Metazoa; Arthropoda; Insecta; Hymenoptera; Formicidae. The record is from RefSeq and is a predicted model, not a curated record.
AAAAAUAAUUUUUAAGCUCAUAACGCAAAAAUGUAGCGUAUAUGUUAAAAAUAUAAGAAAAACGGUCAAUAUGUUUGCAACAACGUGAGAUAACGGAGAGAACGAUUGCUGAUACGAAGACGCUGAGAGGGGAGCAAAACGGUAUGGACGUCGACCCGCGGGGUCGUCCGUCUCUUUCGUCUUCUUCUGUUUAUCGUUCUUGCCGCCGAGAAGAAUCGACAGUGGUUCGCGAAGUGCGUUGCGAAGCGAUUGGAAUUGAUGAGGCGAGCGGACCGAGCGGCGAGUAUGACCCUUCGAGGGUCCAGGAGAGACUCGGACGUCGUCCUGUCUAACUUCGGUCAUAUUAAGGAACACCUCUUCAAAUUCCUCGUCAUCGGCGAUUACGGAGUCGGCAAAACUGCGCUGGUCAGAAGAUAUACGGAAGGGAAGUUCUCCUCGAAUUACAAGAUUACCAUAGGCGCCGAUUUUGCGAUAAAAACGCUCGAUUGGGAUCCGCAAACUAAAAUAAACUUGCAGCUAUGGGACAUUGCCGGUCACGAGCGAUUCGGAUACAUGACGAGGGUUUAUUAUAAAUACGCGGUAGCCGCGGCUCUCGUAUUCGACAUCUCACGCGCGGCGACCUUCCAAUCGAUGAAGAAGUGGCUGAACGAUCUCAGAGAGAAGGUCACGCUGCCAGACGGCUCGAGCAUCCCGAUCGUGCUCCUGGCGAACAAAUGCGACAUAUCAGUCGCCGUCACCGACGAGCAGAUCUCCAAAUUCUGCAGGGAGAACAAGAUACACGCCUGGUACGCGACUUCCGCAAAGAACAACACUAACGUCGAUGCAGCGGUACGCUAUUUGGUGGACAAGGUGCUGAGUGCGAGAAUCGAUAACGGUAUACGGGACUCGAUCCGAUUACGCGAGAACUCGUUGAAUCGUGAAAAAUCUACUUGCUGCAAGUAGAACGAUGUGCCAGCAUGACUGAUCAUUUUUAAAUCGUCGAGGGUGUACAUACACGUCGAUCAACGUGAACGAGAUGCGUUUAGAACAGAUAAUCGAGAGAUUAUCGAAGACGAUUGUCGUAUAAUGGGAAAACAAAGCUAAGAAAAUAUAUCGUUAAAUUAAAAGAUUUACACGUCGUCAUAAUAUAAAUUUGUUUUACGCGAUAACCAUUAUCAUUACUGGCCGUUAUCAUUUAUUAGCCGCGUAUAUAGUGUUCUUUUUAUAAAUUUACAUAUUAGAUAUUACAUAAUGAAUUACACGUAAAAACAAUAACUAUGACGAUUUAUUAUGAUUAUAUCCCUUUAAUUAAAUCUGAAAUAACUUUUAAUUAAAAGUAAUUGGCGAUAAAAAAUUUUGCAGUUUUCGAAAUUCAAUAGAAAUGAAAUAUGUCGUUAUCAAUGUAAAUUAUAUAUCUCGUGUUCUCUUUAUAAAUGUACAUAUCGUAUAAUAA